CCAUCGAGGUACGAUGCACUUCUGGCUAGGGGUGACCAUUAGUGACCACGCAGGGGCGGUGCCUGUAGAAUCGCUUCUGCUGAAGUGGAGAGGCUUUGGUUUAAAAACUGCGCGACUGACGUCACGUCGCUGGAUAUGUCGGCGGGCACCUUGGAGUACGAUGACUUUUGUUUUACUAUGUUCACUGCGAACGUCGAUUGAGGCCCAGAAUUUUACGUCUUUUGAUAAUCGGCGGUUGACUGGAUUUCAUGAAGAGUGAAUAAAGACGCGGAUGUUUGUUUCGAGGGCGGUUCUAUGUUUAGAGGGCUGUCACGUCACUUAUUGAGGACCCCCUGUCCCUCAUUUAGGUGUUAGCCAAUGCAUGUGGGAAGCGCUUCGGUUUUCGUCGACUUCGAGGCACGUGCAGUGCAAUAUCGCUGUUCUUAUCACGUAGUUUGUUCUGAAGUUAGGAGCGGUAGAAGUAAAUGAUAAAAAGAAAAUGCGAGGGGAUCUUUGUGGGUGACCUUGGUACCGUCGCAUGGUCUGUUUGUGACAUUGGACGGACGGAAAUGUACCAAAAAUCAUCCAAGUUACCGUCGGGCGGCGUCCGCUGCGGUGGAAGGGGAAAAAAGAAACGCCUCCACAGUAUCCAAGUUGCAGAACGGCGUUCCUUUUCUUUUGUUUCGACCGUGCGUCUCAUCGUCGUUCUAUGUACGAGGUUCUAUAAAAGGCUUGUUUUUGUUUUUUUUUCUUUUUCGGACGACGUUUGGAAGGACGUUGAAAUGGGUUUACGUGAAACCUAAGAGCCGUCGGAAAGCCUUCCUCGUCGACGAAAUGGUUGGGGAAAGCUAGGGCGCGCGUGUGCAACGCUGUAAAUGGUGCCCGUAUAUCACACUCGGCACUGUCACUUUGUUUCUCGAGUUAUGGGGCGAAUGUAUCUCUUAAUCUCAGGCAGCCUGCUAUCGGAGCGGAGCCAUUAAAAAAAAAAAAAAAAAAGAUGAACACGUAACCCGUGAGCUGCUCUCCGAUAUGGCGUCGUCCGGGUGUUGUCCCUGCCUCGGCCGCGGAGGACGCUGUUGCGUGGAGGCAUGGCCGCUUCGCCGUAAUGGGAGCGGCUGCUCGCAAGCCAGUGCCGCCCGCCUGCUCUUUUUCGUCGCUUCUCAAAUCGAUCCUCCUUGGCCCUUGCAAUGCCUUGGUCUCGACAUAUGAAGCCGGCCGUUGAAACUUUUUCUUCCCUUUCAGUUGCAUUUCUUUGUCGGCAAUCGCUGCAGCUGCACACUUGCGACGCGAGAAAAGGCGCAAAGUGGGGUGGGAGCCUGAGACAAUGGACAACAUCCAUAGUCUGGACCCACGAAAACAAGAAUUGCUGGAGGCUAGGUUUCUGGGGAAUCGGCAACUGUGCAACAACCUGGGUCCGGGCGGUGCCUACCUGGGUCAGACAUCGCAGUCCUCUUCUGGUGGUGCGAUGGCAGUGGCGGCGGCAGCCGCGGGAGUAAGCGGGCCCCUGGCGGGUGUGCCGGCUUCCCAGCUGCUGGUCCACGUGUCCUCCUCGGGCAGCUCAAACAACACCAACCACAACCAGGACUCAAACAUGAGCAACACCAGUCUUGGAUCACAGCACUCCGACAAGGAACUUGAGCCUCAGACACCAGAAAAGCACCUUCGGACACCUCCCCAGUCAGAGCGAAAAAGGAAACGGAUGAAAGAGGAUGCUGCUACAGCUGCAGUAAAAGGAGCUCGAACAACAUGUCCCGACAACCCAAAGAAAAUAAAUGAAUACUUUAAGAACCAGGGGCAUAGCCCCAGCCGCUUUGGAGGGGCCAGGUCGCCUGUCCCUCAGGGCUACUGCCUGGGUGGCAGUCCACUCAUUGGAUCCCCGCUGACGUCUGCACUCAACAAUGUUGAUUAUGCGGGGCUCAUGGCACCACCUCAGAGGCCUGCUCAAACGAUGAUGCGGCAGGUCCAGACAGAUCUCACCAUCAACAAGAUCAAAGAGCUGGAGAGCAAAUCGGCCAUGGACCUGGAAAUGAGGGACAACCGGAUAGAUGAACUCCAAAGAGGUAGUGAAGAGCUGCGGCGGCAAAUUCAGGGACAGCAGAAACUAAUACAGAAACAAGAGGAGCAACUCCUCAAGUGUAUAGAUGUUACAAAGCAACUUCUUAUAGAAAAGUCGGCAAUGGAAAAGAAACAAUCUCGGCAGAAAUGCAUGCAGAACAGGCUAAGGCUAGGGCAAUUUGUGACGCAGCGGCAAGGGGCAUCAUUUGUUGAAAACUGGGUAGACGGCUACGCUUUCAACGAUCUUUUGAGGAAGCAGGAGCAGAUCACGUCAGAACGGGAAGAAAUUGAACGGCAACGAAAGUUGCUCUGCAAGAAGAAGCCCUUGACAGGGCAGCCUAAAGGCAAGGGGGCAGGGGCAUCCAAUAAUGGGGCUGGUGCAGCCUCCAGUGCGCUGGCCAAUGGAGAGUUUGUGAAGCCAGAGUCUCCGAAAGACCUCGCGCUGCUACGGCUGACCUGGUAUGAGUACUAUGAGCAGGAGGAAAUUCUGAAGCUGCGCCAGGUGUCGCUGAAAAAGGAGGACACUGAUCUGCAGCUUGAGCUGGAGAAACUGGAGCGGGAGCGGAACCUGCACAUCAGGGAGCUCAAGCGCAUACACAAUGAGGACCAGUCCAGGUUUAACAACCAUCCAGUCCUAAACGAGAGGUAUCUGCUACUAAUCUUGUUGGGUAAAGGUGGCUUCAGUGAAGUACACAAGGCGUUUGAUCUUAAGGAGCAGAGGUAUGUGGCCUGCAAAAUUCAUCAGCUAAACAAAGACUGGAAGGAUGACAAGAAAGCAAACUACAUCAAGCAUGCAUUAAGAGAGUACAACAUUCACAAGUCCUUAGACCAUCCCAGGGUUGUAAAGCUUUAUGACGUCUUCGAAAUAGACCCUAAUUCAUUAGCGUCUCUUGCACAGGGGACCUCUCACAUUAUGUCAUCUGCUUUGUGUCGUUUGAGCAGCUUCUGCACAGUGCUGGAGUACUGUGAUGGGCACGACCUGGACUUCUACCUCAAGCAGCACAAGUGCAUUCCAGAACGAGAGGCACGCUGCAUCGUCAUGCAGGUGGUGCAUGCCCUCAAGUACCUCAAUGAAAUCAAGCCUCCCAUCAUACACUAUGACCUCAAGCCAGGCAACAUCCUCUUGGGAAGCGGUAGCCUAAGUGGAGAGAUCAAGAUCACAGACUUUGGUCUCAGCAAGAUCAUGGAUGAUGACAACUACAGCCCUGAAUAUGGAAUGGACCUAACUUCACAGGGUGCUGGUACCUAUUGGUACUUGCCACCUGAGUGUUUUGUAGUGGGCAAGACACCACCCAAAAUCUCUUCCAAAGUUGAUGUCUGGAGUGUGGGUGUCAUCUUCUAUCAGUGCCUCUAUGGCAAAAAGCCUUUUGGGCACAACCAGUCUCAGGCAACAAUACUGGAAGAAAACACAAUCCUGAAAGCAACGGAUGUGGAGUUUCCUGCAAAGCCUGCUGUCAGUAAUGAGGCUAAGCAUUUCAUCCGCCGCUGCUUGCAGUACCGCAAGGAAGACCGCAUUGACGUGUUCAGCUUGUCCAAUGAGGAGUACCUGAAACCGAACUAUUCAAAACAUGGGCGGCAGGCCAGUGCUUCAGACAAGUCGUAGCCACCGCUGGGGGCCUAAGAAACACCUUUGAAACUAGCUCGAACUGAGAUGGAGCAUAUAAAAAAAGAAGCACAGCGGGAACACAUUGGGCAAGUGCGUUGCCAUCACCACCGUCACCACCACCAGACGAGAGCAAAACCAAAACGGCGACGGUUGUGCACUGCUCCUGGAGCAGCCCCCCCGGCAGUUUGUUGUUGCUGUUGUUCCGGGGGAAGAGCACUUCCUGCCUGCGUGACCAGGCAGGGACGGUGUGUGUUCCUUGUCACGGCAGUGAGGCGAAUGACGUGAGACAUGUGCCGCAGCCACGGAAGAAUGUUUGACACUGUAUAUUAGCGGAGGAAGGGAACAUGUGGACUGGACUGGUGACAGCGUGUCCUUGCUUCCUCCCUCCCUACACCACCUUCCCUCUGGCAUCGUAUUCUCUCUCGCUGCUUGUGUGCUCGCUCGCCCGGCGCUACCUACGCCGGUGAUGUGUGUGCGUGCAUGUGUGUGAAUAGGCGUGUAUCAAUGAGGGGAUUUGCCUCCUCUUUCUGUACAACUUCUUCCCCCCCCCCCACGUGUCUAAUUUCCCUUCUCUCUUUUUUCUCCCAUCUUCGCUGUCAUGAGAUACGUGCUGCCAGCUACUUGCAGUGACUGUGAGUUGUGCCGAGUAAGAUUGAUAGACCGACCAUUCCACUGUGCUUAGUGGAAUAUCUUCUGACCCCAACCCUCUCCCUCGACUUCUGUUAACUGUUGGCACUUCAACAUUUGUCUCUUUCUGCCCGAGUGUCCUGCCUUUAUUUUUAUUUUUUCCCCUAUAACCGAUGACCUAGCAGAACUUACUACAGUGCAAUUACUAUUGAAGAGGAAUGGCUAUCAUGUUUGGAGAAAAGCAUCUGCUAAAGAUAUUGUUCCCUGUAAAUGCACUUUUUUUUCCCGUUAAUGACAACCAAGGCACAUAGCUGAAAAAUUAUCUUGUGGUUGGUAAUUAAUGCAAAUAAUUGCAUGUAGGCAAACAGCAAAACAAGGAAUUCGACAAUACCCCACUUGUUUUGAGAGAUGGCUACAUUAUCCUUCUGGUGUCAUCAGAUGAACCCAGUCUCUUGACAAGUCGGUCAUUUCAUCGCAUGAUUUCUUGGUGUUGCCAGUUCAUCAGUACAGUAGUAGCAUCAUGUGUCAUUCAUAUGUAGUGAUAAUUCAUUACUAAAGUGUGUUUUCUCUUUUUCUAUUCGUGUGCAGACAAUGAAGUGUUCCUCAAAAAUCAAACAGAAAAAUGUGGCCUUAACACGCUGUGUUAUUCCAUUGCACAGAGCUAUGCCUUUUAUUAGACCUGAAAUGUAAAGCAUUUUCUGUUAUGUGUCUACCUGUUUCUUUUUUUGUUCCUUACUGCAAUGUCUUGCUCAGUGUGCUUUGCAGUUCGUUUUUAAAAAGCAGGAUCAACAUUACAGAAGUUGAAAACCAGUGUCAGUGUCGGUCUUGCAAAGACGCCACAAUUACCUUCAUUGUUGUAACUUGCCAGACGCACAGCGCCCUGUGCUGAGAUUAAGAUAAGCCCCCUUCUUGAACAAAUCUUAGGUAGUGUAGGGUCUUUGUUGUAUGCAUGUUUUUUUUUUUUUUUUUUUCUUUCAUCACGAGAAUGACCCAUCAGGAAUUUCGACAUGGGGGUUCUUGCUUCUAUCAUGACUGUGGAGGCACAUGAAAUGCCUCCUUCCAAUAUUUUUUUGUUCCCCUAUCUUCUAGCAUCUAGAAUGCUGGCACUUCUGCGUGGAACCUUGUAAUGCCCUGUUGGCUGAACAUGCUGUUUGCAAACCGCGUACUAGUGGCCCAUCCCACGAGCUCCUUAAUUUUUUUUUUCUUUUUUCUUUUAGAAGUUCUGCGAGUGUGUAAUUGUGGGUGUGAAAAGUGUUGUAAAUGUGUUCUGUUCUCUUUGUAGCACUUUUCUAUUCUUUUCCUUCUUUAGUUUUGCAUGUACAGGAAUCUAGUGAGGGCUGGUGGACACAUUAGUUUUUAUGUGUUUCUUGAGAGAAUGACACGUUAAAAGACGUUGCAUAGCAGGGGAAUUUAUUCUUUGUGCAUUCAAAGAUUCGUACCCUUAUUGCAGAAGUCUUACCUGUUUUUCUUUUUCUUCCCUCGCAUGGGGAACAAUGCAAACUUGUUGGUUAAAUCUAUUGGACAGACUAGAAUGCUUCUUCUUGUUUGAAGGGGCUGUAUCCUUUUAGCGAUUUACAUUUUUUAAAGAAACUUUUCACCUGUCUCUCUCUGUUUUUUUUUUUUGUGAUGAGUCAACUCGGGGAGCACACUUUCUAGUCAAGCCCCUCUGUCUUUUAUUCCCCCCCUUCCCCCCCCUCAUGCCCUCUACACACUAGUAGUUGAUAUAUACACAAUAUGAACAGAGGCACAUCUUGCCCAUGUCUGUACUACUACUCUGUGAUGACUUACUAUACUGCCGGUAGAAAUGUCUCGGCACAAGCUGUAAUGCUGUCGAGGUUACGGAGCUCUUGGGAUGGACUGGCCAGAGAGCAUGUGGAUCAUGACCAUCAUCAUCACUACCAGUAUCAUCAGCUGCCUUCACCUUCCUCCUUUUUGUUCUGCCAAGUUGCAGCAGAGGAAACAAAGAGACUUUCUGUUAAUAGUUUGUUUUCAUUUUUUCCCCCUGCUCUCCAGUGUGAGUGCUGCAUCACAGGCAGGCUCGUGGGAGUUGCAGAAACAUGUUAGUUCUCCUUCAGCGUCUGCUGUUGUGCAUCGUGCACGGAUGAGAGAGAGAGAAAGGAAAAAAGGGGGGGAUGGAGAAAGUGCUUCGUUAAGAAGUGUGUACAAAGCGGUGUGUGUGUGUGUGCGUGCGUGUGUGUGCAAGCUGUUCCCACCUACUCUUCUUCCUCCUCCUGUGUCCCUUCUUUCCGAUUUGGGCUUGUUGGUACAUAACAGAGACAUUUUUAAAGAAAAAAGUGAAACAAGCAGGGCCGGACAAAUGGACUGCUUAGUGUUGCUGCUUUGACUGCUUGAAGACUGAUGGCUGCUACUGCUGUCACCAUCGUGAUGAUGCCAAGGGCAUGCCAAGUGUUUUUGUUGGGAGUGGAAGGACUUUAGCCAACACAGAAGCAACCAUCUCCAAAAUUCGUCUGUGGGGAUGUUUCUGUGUUUAUUUAUUUUUAAGUUUUGCCCAGUAAAAACAAGGAAAAAAAAAAAGAAAGAUGCUGAACCAA
Dermacentor andersoni is the source of this 6819-nucleotide messenger RNA. It is a transcript of the gene Tlk, whose product is annotated as Tousled-like kinase. NCBI's taxonomy places the organism in Eukaryota, Metazoa, Arthropoda, Arachnida, Ixodida, Ixodidae. Gene Ontology annotation, cellular component: nucleus. The record is from RefSeq and is a predicted model, not a curated record. Gene Ontology annotation, molecular function: ATP binding; protein serine/threonine kinase activity. Gene Ontology annotation, biological process: intracellular signal transduction; chromosome segregation; peptidyl-serine phosphorylation.